UUAUAUUUGUGUCAUAUUUUGCAUGAACCGUAAUAAUUCACAGUUUGCCGUUUUGUAUAAUUUAAUGUUUAAAUGAAUUGAAAACUAAACAUGUUUCAUUCAGAGUGUGAUCAGCUAUUAGCGUUAGAAUUUCGUACAUAUUCAGGAAAUGAGUUUAACAUGGAAGUUUCAGGACGAAGAAAACCAGCAAAAGAGAAUUACUUCUUUUGUAAGCAUUGUGAAGAUCGUAAAGCAUUUAACCGAUCGUCCGGAUUAUGUUUGGAGUGUGAAGAAUACAUGUGUAUAAAGUGUUUUGAUACACAUAAGGAAUGGAAACUAAAUAAAGGUCAUACACUUACCGACGGAAAAGACGGAACAGCUAAACAAGAACUGUCAAAAGAGUUAGUUAAGUGUAACGCGCAUCCAAACGGGUUUGUUAAAUAUUACUGCACACGACAUCAUCGAAUUGGCUGUAACAAGUGUAUGGUUCUAGAACAUACAAGUUGCAAGAUAGAACUUAUAAAUGAUAAAGUACAAAACUUUAAAGAAAGUCCGAGUUUUGAAGAGUUUGUUGAAGGAAUAAAGAAAUGCCGUAUGCAAUCAACAGAGACUGUAUCCUCUAUAGAAAGUAAGAAACUUCAACUUACAGAAGCCAAUGAUGAAUUCAUCCGGGAUGUGCAGGAAUUUAGAGUAGAAAUUAUUUCAAAGGUUAACGAAUUGGCAAACGCAAUGUUACAACAAGGGAAAGAUGCUAUACAUGAAGACAUCAAGUAUAUGGAUGAAUUAAAACAGGAAAGUGAAAGGGUCAUGCUUGAAACUACUGCCUUGGAUGAAGUUCUUGAGUCACAGAUUGGCCAGCCGUAUAAACUAUUUGUUAGUUCAAUACUUGAGGGACCGAAACUCACUCGAGUUCGAGAACAAAUUAGGAAUCUCGACAGCAAGACCAGGAUCACAAACUACAAGUUCAAACGAAAUGGCAAUCUCGAACGUGUUGUAAAAGAUAGUAAACAACUUGGACAGAUACAAGAAAUCAAAGAGAAAACAGAAAAGGAUUCAGAAGGAACAGCCAGACCAAAGAGCUAUACCAAGACUGCUCGUGCCAUUGCAGCAUCGAAAACUCAGCCUUUGUUGGAUAGACAACUGGUUUGUAGAAAUAUUGCCGUGGAUGGAGAAUAUCUCAGCUACGCACCUCGUAUGCCUGGCAAAACAGGACUUUAUGUACUUGACUUUGUAACUGGCUUUAAAGUGGAAAUCAUCAACAGGGGACGACAUGGAACAAUUGCCCAUUUGCUUUCUGAAAGCGGACGCAGUUGUCCAGUGGUGACACCGUCUGACUACGAAACCAAGGGUCGUGAGUUCAAGCCCCCGCUUCUCCAAAUAAAAAGUCCUAACAUUGGAAUAAGCGUCCUGCGUAUGGGUGCUUUACACCUGUAA
Mercenaria mercenaria is the source of this 1413-nucleotide messenger RNA. RefSeq lists its product as uncharacterized. The coding region runs from base 91 to 1413 and encodes 440 amino acids. NCBI's taxonomy places the organism in Eukaryota, Metazoa, Mollusca, Bivalvia, Venerida, Veneridae. Gene Ontology annotation, cellular component: chromatin; nucleoplasm. Gene Ontology annotation, biological process: positive regulation of DNA-templated transcription. Gene Ontology annotation, molecular function: ubiquitin-protein transferase activity. The record is from RefSeq and is a predicted model, not a curated record. The transcript has 5 exons.